AUGCCCUCUAUCCUCAACGACGACGACAAGGAUACCGUCAAGCGCUUCGUGCCCAAGCAGUCCAACAAAAUCCAGGCUGUUGCCGUCGCCAAGCUCUACGUUGCGUAUCCCAAUCGCUCGAAAUGGACCUACACGGGCCUGCAGGGCGCCAUUGUGCUGGCCAACGAUCUGGUCGGCAACACCUACUGGCUCAAAUUGGUGGACAUUUCGCCAUCCAACCGCGGGGUCAUCUGGGAUCAAGAAAUCUUCGAUACGUGGAGCUAUAACCAAGACCGAACCUUUUUCCACACCUUCGAAUUAGAGGAAUGCCUCGCUGCGCUCAGUUUUGUCGACGAGAAGGAAGCCAAACAGUUCAAGAGGAAGAUGGACGAGCGAGAAAAGAACGCGAGCCGAGCCACGAGAGCCGCUCCAUUUGGCGGAUCUAACCAGGCGUCAGGAGGCCAGAAGCACAGCCUGUUGGGCAACAUCUUUCACCGACACUCGACCGUAUCUAUGAUACCGGACACCGCAACUUCCAAUUUGUCGGGGUUUUCCCACAACUCUGGCUCCUCAGUUAGCUUGAACGAUAACAAGGGCUCCGAAUUUGCCUUGCUGGACGCCUUCGACCCCCUCUGGCGAGAGCAUUUCGGCCAGGAUCUUGCCGACAAGGGCUUGAAUGAUGACUUUAUUAAGGACAACCAAGAAUUCAUUGUCGACUUUCUCCGUGAAGAGCAAGCCAAGCUAGCCAAUGAGGCAGCGCCGCCACCACCACCGCCCGCCCUGCCUUCACCUUCGACCAACGGCCUCGAAUCAAGAACCGUGAGGGCACCGCCUCCACCUCCACCCGCCGCCGCGGCAGCCGCUGCUGCCCUGAACAGCUCCCCUUCUGCCAAGAGAUCAGGACCUCCUCCGCCUCCAGCCCCUCGGCGAUCGGGUGGCCAGGUCACCAGAGAUGCCAGCCCACCGAGAGCACCGUCUCCUCCCCGGCCGAGAUUCAAUGCCCCGCCUCCCCUGCCCGACGCAGGCAAGUUUGCGAACCAAGCCGCCGACAAGAAGAAGUCGUCCGUAUUAUCAAUAAUACCUGGUGCUACCUCGUCUAUCCCUCCUCCUCCUCCGCGACCUGCCAAGACUCCUCUCGAGUCCGACGACCACAAGUUCAAUGUUCCGCCGCCCUUCACAGGCCAACGCAUUUCUGCGCCCCCUCCACCAAGCCGUGGACCAGUUCCUCCUCCACCACCUCCACGGGGCAGCGAUGCCGGCAUAUCGAUUCCUGCCGCUGCUCCUCCUCCUCUGCCUCCAAAGGUGCCGACCGCGAGCGCUCCUCCUUUGCCGCCGCCAAGUGCUCGGCCAGUCCCGCCUCCACCAGCGGCAAAUCAUGCGCCGCCGCCUCCUCCUCUACCGGUAGCAAACAGCAUCCCAGCUCCUCCUCCGCCUCCAGCUCUGCCGUCACCAAAAGCGCCGUCGUUGCCUCCUCCGUUGCCCACGGUCAGUGCUCCACCAGCAGUUCCGCCUCCGCCGCCGUUGCCAUCGCCGGGAGUUGCCAGUCCUCCACCACCCCCUCCACCUGGUCCUCCGCCGAUUCCUGGAGCUGGCAGCGCUCCGCCGGCACCUCCACCACCACCUCCUCCUAUGCCCGUAACCAGCGCCGCCCCUCCUCCGCCGCCGCCGCCUGGCCCCCCUCCGAUCCCAGGAGCUGGAGCUCCUCCUCCUCCUCCACCGCCACCUCCAUUUCCAUCUGCAGCAGGUGUCCCACCUCCUCCUCCUCCUCCGCCGCCGGCGGCGAUGCCAAAUCGAGACUCUGGCUACUCGUCUGGCGCCCCUUCAGCUGCUCUUCCCAAGGCAGAAGGUGGACGGGCGUCUCUACUGGGAGAUAUUCGGGGAGCAGGCGGUAUCGGUGCUCUCAAGAAGGUGGAUAGGACCAAGAUCAACGACCGCAGUGGAGCGUCUGUUGGUGGAGCUUCUGGUUCAGGCGCGGGAGCUGCUGCUGCCCCUGCUGGACCAGGAGGUGUGCCAAAUGCUCUAGCAGCAGCUUUACAGAAGAUUAAGGAUAAGGCUAGCAAGAGCGACGAUGAAGAGGAAGAGGAAGAUGAUUGGUAA
This is a messenger RNA of Trichoderma gamsii, 2076 nucleotides long. Its product is annotated as wiskott-Aldrich syndrome protein. The transcript has 3 exons. Bases 1 to 2076 code for a protein of 691 amino acids. The record is from RefSeq and is a predicted model, not a curated record. NCBI's taxonomy places the organism in Eukaryota, Fungi, Ascomycota, Sordariomycetes, Hypocreales, Hypocreaceae. Gene Ontology annotation, molecular function: actin binding.